Molecule: messenger RNA, 505 nt
Organism: Myotis davidii
Lineage: Eukaryota; Metazoa; Chordata; Mammalia; Chiroptera; Vespertilionidae
Product: inositol 1,4,5-trisphosphate receptor type 2-like
Exons: 3
Coding region: 147-476 (109 amino acids)
Biological process (GO): calcium ion transport
Source: RefSeq, a predicted model, not a curated record
AGGAUAAACAGGCCAGGUGUUAAGUCAACAAGGAGGACUUUUAUGGAGUUACUUUUAGCUCCCAAUAUAGACCAAAGAGCCAGGCAGUGUCUGAAUGGCGACUUCUUUCUGAUUCCUAGAUUGUUGUUGGCGAUAAAGUUGUUCUGAUGCCCGUGAACGCAGGACAGCCACUGCAUGCGAGCAACAUCGAGCUUCUCGAUAACCCAGGGUGCAAAGAGGUGAAUGCUGUUAAUUGCAACACCAGCUGGAAAAUCACUUUAUUCAUGAAAUAUAGUUCUUACCGAGAGGAUGUGCUGAAAGGUGGUGACGUCGUUAGAUUGUUUCAUGCAGAACAAGAGAAAUUUCUGACCUGUGAUGAAUAUGAGAAAAAACAGCACAUUUUUCUGCGUACAACCUUGCGUCAAUCAGCCACUUCUGCUACUAGUUCUAAAGCACUCUGGGAAAUAGAGGUGAGUGAAAUAUUAUUUGGAUUUUAAUAAAUAUUUACAUCAACGAAACAAGAUUC